GCGCCGGGGGGAUGCGCGGGUCUGGGCGGGCAGCCCCGGCGCACAGCCGCGGCCCGGGCGCGCGGCGCGGGGCGGAAAAGCCUGUUUACACAGACUGCACACCGCCUGGGGAAUAAUGCAGUAAAGGAAGUGAGCAGGCUCGGCCUGACUGCUCCAACUUCCUGCUCUCACACACAGCAGAGGAAAAAAAAAAAAAAAAAAAAGAGGAGCGAGAGAAAGAAAAAAAAAGGGGGAAAAAUCAGGAUCUCAUUACAAGAGCAACAGACCGUCUGCAGACGCCUGUCAGCAUGGAAAGUCGGGGGCUUUCGCCCGGGUCCUCCUAGAAAUCUUCCCAAGAAGACUCCCAAACGCUCCCCCACAUCUGGGUAUGGAGAGUGCAAUCACGCUGUGGCAGUUCCUUUUGCACUUGUUGCUGGACCAGAAACAUGAGCACCUCAUCUGCUGGACAUCCAACGACGGCGAGUUCAAGCUCCUCAAAGCGGAAGAGGUGGCCAAGCUGUGGGGUCUCCGCAAAAACAAGACAAACAUGAACUACGACAAGCUGAGCAGAGCCCUGAGAUACUAUUAUGACAAGAACAUCAUCAAGAAAGUGAUUGGGCAGAAGUUUGUGUACAAGUUCGUCUCUUUCCCGGAUAUCCUAAAAAUGGAUCCUCACGCUGUGGAGAUCAGUCGGGAGAGCCUCCUGCUGCAGGACAGCGACUGUAAGGUGUCCCCGGAAGGCCGAGAGGUCCACAAGCACGGCUUGUCUGCCCUCAAAAGCGCCAGCCGCAACGAAUACAUCCACUCGGGCCUGUACUCCUCCUUCACCGUCAACUCCCUGCAGAGCCCUCCUGAGGCCUUCAAGGCCAUCAAGACCGAGAAGCUGGAGGAGCCCUGUGACGACAGCCCCCCUGUGGAAGAAGUCAGGACUGUGAUCAGGUUUGUGACCAAUAAAACCGACAAGCACAUCACCAGGCCUGUGGUGUCCCUGCCUUCCACAUCCGAGGCGGCGGCAGCCUCUGCUUUCCUGGCCUCAUCUGUCUCAGCCAAGAUCUCCUCUUUAAUGUUGCCAAAUGCUGCUGCCAGCGUUUCGUCGGCAUCACCCUCCUCAUCUCGGUCCCCAUCCCUGUCCCCCAACUCUCCCCUCCCUUCCGAACACAGAAGCCUCUUCCUCGAGGCAGCCUGCCAUGACUCGGAUUCUCUGGAACCCUUAAAUCUGUCAUCGGGCUCCAAAUCCAAGUCUCCGUCUCUUCCCCCAAAAGGCAAAAAACCCAAAGGCUUGGAAAUUUCUGCACCUCAACUGUUGCUCUCCGGCAGCGACAUCGGCUCCAUCGCCCUCAACAGCCCAGCCCUCCCCUCAGGAUCCCUCACUCCAGCCUUCUUCACCGCACAGGGUGCUUUGUGAAGUGGGACCCGGCUGGCACACAGCAUUUGGUCACCUGUGAGAACACCCUCUAAACUUCUGCCCUGAGCGAGGAAGUCUGUGCUCUGCUAACCCAGCCCCUAAAAGUGCGGAGCCUUGACACACGUGUCACAUGAUCACUGUCCUUUUCCGUGCACCUCGUAAGGUCCAAGUUCAGAUUUGAACUCUUCAUCUCCAACUGGAUGUGAAGAAAAGAAAGCCAGCAGGAUUCUGCCACUCCCUUAGGGCCAGAGCCACCUCAUGGCAGGGACACUUGUGAUGCCUUUAGCAACAGGAAUUAUAAAGAGCCGGGGGACAUCACUCUUGCUAUAAAUUUAUAAUAAACAAGUUACCAACACAGUUAAGACCAUCUCCAACAAGGGACUGCAAGGAACUGAAAAACUCGAGCAAAAGUCAGACAGGUUCAGAGAAACGGGGGCCUCAGAGCUCAGCCCCAGAGGUCCUGUCUGAAUGUUGCCAAAAAGCAGGGCUGCGUGCUGUCACUGUUGGCACAAGCUCCCAAAUGGAAGGCAGAGCGGAGGAGCUGGGGUGUGAAGGCUCCCUGGCCUCUGGCCAGGCACCUUGGCAGUGCGGAAGGCGCCAGCUGGAGCUUCUGACUCUGUCCUUUGCACCUUGCUUUCAUCUGUCUCCCUUCCCGCCAUUUUCCAUUUGUGUCCCAUUGCCCCUGUCCACCACCACCCCACCCCUGCCCCCAGGGGCACCACCACCCCACUCCCUGCCCCCAGGGGAAGCCACUUCAGACCCCAAGGCUGAUGCUUUGGGUUUCCCACUUUUGCCAAGACUUGUGUUCAUAUCACCUGUACUGUGCAAGAUGAUGAAAUCAGAUCCGUUUAGCGCGGGCAGGCGCUCUCUGUCAGAGUCUGAGUUUGCAGGCCUCAGGGUGUUUGCUCAGCAGCUGCCCUGAUUAGUGCUGACUGAGGGGGAGACAGCCUGCUAGGUUGGAAAUGCUAAAGUCUACUUCCUUUAUUAUGGGGUGGUGAGACAGUUUUGAUCCGGAGUCAGAAACAGGGAGUCUGGGGCAACCGGAAUGCAGGCAUCCAGUCCGCCAGCCCACUUCUGGGGUGGUUCCAUCUUCCUGUCUUUUCUAACGUUAGCUUUAGAAGAAAAACAGGUUUUUUUUCCUCUCUCUUCCCUCAAGGGUUGUUCGACUUCCUUCUUAUUCUGUUAACACUGCCCCAGCCAAGCCUCCAGCUUUGUUCACAAUGGCCUUCCCUACAGGCAGAGAACUUCCUUGUGGGAGGUCUUUGCAGUAGAAGCUGCGGAGGUUCUUGGCUCCCUGCCUGUGCCCUGGGUUCCCUGGGUCCCCUUGAUGCUCCUCUCCCCUCCUGUUGGUCCCUCUUGCCUCUUUAUCUCACCUCAGGCUCCAUCACUGCCUUCCAUGGGAUGUGUGAGAUUCUCCUUAUCCCCUUCCUUCAGAUCGGAACUGCAGUAACUCUUAUGGGAUUCUGGUCCUCUUUUAAAGUCUUUAAGACUAUGUUUUUAUUGAAUUCAGACAAUUCUGUGGCUUUCCAGCGACUGGCACUUCAGGGAAUAUAUAUAUAUAUGUAUAUAUAUAUAUAUAUAUACAUAUAUAUAUAUGUGUGUGUGUGUGUAUGUGUAUAUAUAUUACACCUUAUUUAUUCACACACAUAUAUACUAACUUUACUACAUGUGUGACGAUGGGACAUAUGUGUCAUGGAGCACAGGUUGAGGUCAGAAGACAACUUGUAGGAGUUGGUUCUUUCCUUCCAAUACAUGAGACCCCCCAGACUGAACUUUGGCUUGGUGCAAAUGCUUUUACCACUGACCCAACUUUUCUAAAAUAAUGUUUAACUGGGGUGCCAUUAUAAUAGAGUCUGUUUGCCUCUUA
Molecule: messenger RNA, 3251 nt
Organism: Mesocricetus auratus (golden hamster)
Lineage: Eukaryota; Metazoa; Chordata; Mammalia; Rodentia; Cricetidae
Gene: Elk3
Product: ETS transcription factor ELK3
Exons: 4
Coding region: 368-1384 (338 amino acids)
Biological process (GO): regulation of transcription by RNA polymerase II; cell differentiation
Cellular component (GO): nucleus
Molecular function (GO): DNA-binding transcription factor activity, RNA polymerase II-specific; sequence-specific DNA binding
Source: RefSeq, a predicted model, not a curated record